Molecule: messenger RNA, 894 nt
Organism: Chrysochloris asiatica (Cape golden mole)
Lineage: Eukaryota; Metazoa; Chordata; Mammalia; Afrosoricida; Chrysochloridae
Exons: 6
Coding region: 1-894 (297 amino acids)
Biological process (GO): non-motile cilium assembly
Cellular component (GO): ciliary transition zone
Source: RefSeq, a predicted model, not a curated record
AUGGAGCCGAGUCAGUCCGAGUUCAUCCGAAAGCUCACGAGAGUUCCCGAGCAGCUCUUCGCGGGUUCUCCUCAGGGCCUAAGAAGCUUGGGGAGGUUACCUCCCCAGGCAGACAGGGUCGACCGGGUCAAGCGCAGUUGCUCGCCGACCUCCAAUACAGCUCGUCCUCGCAAAGAUCAGUCUGUGCCGAAGGUUUCGUGCUUCCCCCGCUACAAGCAGGGCCCGAGCCCACCCGAAGCCGAGCCGACCUUAGCCGAACGUUCCCGAGCCCGAAUCCUCCCGUGCCUCGGCUCUCCGCCUCCUCCUAUCCGAAAGUGCCCGAACGCUGCCGAACGAACUUCUCGAGCCUCGGCUCCGGUUCGGCUAUCAACUCUUGUAACGCGGCUCGGUCGGGCCCCUUCGGGAGCAGAAACGAAAAUGGCUGCUGGGAUUGCGGCGGAGUUGGUGGGCGGGGGUUGGGGUAAGAUGGCGGCCGCGAGGCGAGGGCGCUCCUCCACUGUGCUGUCUUCAGUCCCCCUUCAGAUGCUCUUCGGCCUGAACGGGGCCUAUGGCGCCUUCUACUUCCUGACCACAUUGCUGCUUCUGCUUCACAAAAGUCAGGUGUUCAGCUAUCCACAGCCUCACCUGGUCCUCGAUCUGGUUCUGCUGCUGACGAUGGGGAUGUUGGAGGCCCUGGCGCUGUACCUCGGCACUAAAGGCAACCUGACGGAGGCUGAGGGGCCACUGGCCGUGAGCCUGCUGCUUACAGUGGGCACUGCCCUCCUCUCCACCUACUUCCUGCACUGGCAGACCCUGGUGCUGUGGGUGGACGCAGUCCUGGGCUCCACACGCCUGGCUCUGCACGGCCUCGAGGCCGUCCUGCAGAUGGUCACCAUCACCACCUUCGUUAGCUAG